GACAACUGGUUCCAUUAGCAUCACGCCCAACGUCAUUUGGCAGCGCAAGCAAGCGUGUGUAUUUGUUUCCAGUUUCCCUCAAAACGUGUGUAAUGUGGUUUUGAGAAACUGAUUAUCACGCUGAAUUUGGACAAGAUCCUGCUUGCUGUAAGAUUGCAGUGUCAACCGUGGUUGGCCGUUUGGGGAAGGUCUGUUCUGAAGAUGCCAAAACGAGGGAAGAAAGAUGUGGGAGUGGCUGAUCCCAAGCAAGAGGGUGCAGAGCCUGAAAAGAAGAGGGCCAAAAAGAGUGGAAGUAAAAAAGCUGACCAGGAAACAGAUGGACCAAUUAUGUACAGUGACCACCCUGAGAAGCAGACCUCUGCCAAGGGGAAGAAAUGGAACCUUAAAGUCACUUCUUGGAAUGUGGAUGGAAUCAGAGCUUGGGUUAAAAAGAAUGGCCUUGAGUGGGUCCGUGAGGAGAGCCCAGACAUCUUGUGCUUGCAGGAGACUAAGUGUGGAGAGUCUGCUCUUCCAGCUGAAGUAAAGGACAUGCCAGAGUAUCCAAAUAAGUAUUGGGCAUGCUCUGAUGAGAAGGAAGGCUACAGUGGUGUAGCUAUGCUUUCCAAGAAGAAGCCCAUCAAGGUUACAUAUGGCAUUGGAGUGGAGGAGCAUGAUAAAGAAGGAAGAGUGAUCACAGCUGAGUUUGACAAAUUCUUCCUUGUAGCAGCUUAUGUACCUAACUCUGGUCGCGGGUUGGUACGACUGGAGUACAGGCAGAAGUGGGAUGUGGAUUUCCGGGCCUACCUGAAGUCUCUAGACAAGAAGAAACCUCUUAUCCUUUGUGGAGACCUGAAUGUGGCCCACAAGGAAAUUGACCUGAAGAACCCUAAAACCAACAAGAAGACAGCUGGCUUUACUGUUGAGGAGCGUGAAGGCUUCACAAGCCUACUGGAAGAAGGCUUUGCAGAUAGCUUCCGACACCUGUAUCCUGAUACCCAGUAUGCCUACACCUUUUGGACCUAUAUGAUGAAUGCUCGGGGCAAGAAUGUGGGCUGGCGUCUUGAUUACUUUGUACUUUCCGAUGCUCUUUUAGAUAACCUGUGUGAUAGCAAGAUCCGGUCUAAAGUCAUGGGUAGCGAUCAUUGCCCCAUUACCUUGUUAUUAGCAGUGUAAGGAUUCCUGGAUGCUGGAAAGGUGUACCAGAAAACUGAUCUUUCACAGUUACCUUUGAGUAUAAAUUGAAACCAGACAGGCUGCAAAAUCAUAGUAGUUUGCCAUGUUUUUGCUCAUAGACAUAAGCUUGUCAAGAAAGCAUAACAUACACUGUUGGCAUCUUUUGUGUAACCAUUCAAGCUAAGGGAAAUGUACCUGCACAUUGUGUGUAUGUGGCCCACAGGAUCACCCCAUUGGCUCCCCCUUCAUGCACCUUGUUGGCCCAUAAAAUUCCUUUGUUGUAGCUACAGACCCACAGACUGUUUAUUCUUUGGCAGGAAAGUCUAUUCAUCCUAUUUGUUCCAUUUUUGAAGGUGAGAGUUUGGUGCUAGGGAGCAGGCUCCCCUCCCCAUCAGUGGAUUUCUUCCUUCAGAAGUACUUCAUUUCAGGAGGCAUGUACCAUCUGCUAUACCUGUCCACUCCUCCUCCCUAAGCAACACACUGUGGAACAGCUUUUGACAUGAUAGGCUGCUUUUGUUGCCAACAAUGCACUUAGGUGUCACCAGUGCAGCAUGCCAGACUACCUGCCUUUUUCCAAGAUGGCUGCAGUAGUAUUGACUACACACUCCUGUUCUCCUACCUUGAACCUGUAGCUCUUGUGCUGCUAAUGGAACACCAGUUGUCUGAAGAGCAGGCAGAGUUAGUGUUUCAGGUACACCCAUUCCUGUGAUUUAAACAGGAAAUGUUAAUAUAUCUGUGGUGUGGAUGUGUUUCUUCCUUUGAGGGAAGGUUGAACUGAAGUUUGUAAUCAAAAUGGUUGACUGAGUUGUAAGUCAUUGGGUUUUAACCCCGUCUCUUAUACUCUGUAACCAUUCCAUUUCUUUUGGGGAAGGUAGCAGCAUGUUCUGCAGUGAACAUUAAAGGCAGCAGUGCAGGGACAGUUGUAUUUGUAGGCUUAUAGUGCCUUUUCCAUCCUCAUGUAGAAUAAAAAGUUCAGUGAUGACAUUGUGCCUGUAUGCCAGAAUCUGAUAGAAUCUGGUUGUCAGAUUUAAAACAUGGAACACAAGUAGUUUUUUUUAUGAUUUUAGUUUACCUUUUUGAAUGUGUACUUUAAUAUUUUUUCUUUUUACCUGUCCUACCAAGUGUGAUUUCAAGUCUGUAGUAUGUGUCCAUAAGCUGACAGUCCUGCUUUCCUUUGAAAUUUGUUUGUCCUUAUGGUGUAUUGCUACCUGCAGUUGGUAGGUAUAAGAAGGUAAAUAGUGGGCAGUGGUGGCAAACUAUCCUAGUUUUUAUGCAUUAUGAGGUGUUCUGUUUUUGGAUUUUGAUCUGAUUUAUGGUUUAUAACUGAAUAAUUUGUAGCGCUAGAUAUUUGUGCAGAAUAUGUCAAGUUUAUUACCCAGAUUCCUCUCUAGCACAGUUCUUAUGUUCGUCACACCGAUGCUUUGAACAGUUUCUGAAAUGAAAGUUUUGCUCAGCCUAACUAGAGAGAAUAUGUUGGAUGUAAGAAAAGCCAUUUGUCAUGAAGGCAUUAUUUUGGUUUAAAGUUAUGAGCCACCCCAGCAAGAUGUCUUUUGCUGUUCUGCUAGUUUUCUAGCAAUGCAUGAUGGGCUGUGUUACUAACAGAUACAAACUGCUGUCUCCUGACUAGUUAUAGCCACUGUACAGAGCUCUGUGCCUUAGUUGUAUAGGUGGCUUAUAGUGGUUCUGCAUCCCUGCUAGUAAAGGGUGCUGCUAGCCUUUGUUUACAAGUGUAAGUUUUAACUACUUUUUUAAUGAGCUAUGUUUAGUUUACUGAUUGUAUAUUUGCAAGGUGGUGCCAUGUUACCUGUAAAGCAGAGAACUGCUCUGAAUAAAUUUUAUACAUGUAUACUUGAA
Molecule: messenger RNA, 3006 nt
Organism: Protopterus annectens (West African lungfish)
Lineage: Eukaryota; Metazoa; Chordata; Ceratodontiformes; Protopteridae
Gene: APEX1
Product: apurinic/apyrimidinic endodeoxyribonuclease 1
Exons: 5
Coding region: 202-1152 (316 amino acids)
Biological process (GO): base-excision repair
Cellular component (GO): nucleus
Molecular function (GO): DNA-(apurinic or apyrimidinic site) endonuclease activity; DNA binding; phosphoric diester hydrolase activity
Source: RefSeq, a predicted model, not a curated record